Messenger RNA from Pteropus alecto (black flying fox), 3784 nucleotides. RefSeq names its product ADAMTS like 5 (gene ADAMTSL5). The transcript is spliced from 12 exons. The record is from RefSeq and is a predicted model, not a curated record. NCBI's taxonomy places the organism in Eukaryota, Metazoa, Chordata, Mammalia, Chiroptera, Pteropodidae. Gene Ontology annotation, molecular function: metalloendopeptidase activity; protein binding. Bases 555 to 2183 code for a protein of 542 amino acids. Gene Ontology annotation, biological process: extracellular matrix organization. Gene Ontology annotation, cellular component: extracellular matrix.
ACAGGUGUGGUUGUACCUUCCCGGGGGCCUGACCGGCUGGGUCACCACGGUAUUGGCACAUAGCAGGUGCUCAAUAAACGUUGACUGAAGGAGUGGCAUGGGGUGGCCAGGCUCCGAGCUGCUGCAGGCUGGAGGGCAGGCGCACCUGGACCCGCGAUUCCUCUCCCUGUGCUCGGGCCGAGAGACCCCCAGAGUGAGCUUCCAGGAGGAGGGGGGCGCCCAAGAGGAGUCUGGCUGAGCCCAUGGGAGCAGAUGGGCAGUCCACUCAUCACCCCCUUGGUGCUCCAUGUCCUCGCCACGCAGCCCAGGGAGCCCUAUGGGCAACAGAGAGGAGAGGGGCGGGGCAGGAGGCCUGCUGCGUCCCCGAGUGAGGCGGGGACAACGCACAGGAAAUGGGGUGCUGGUAGCCCUGGGGUGAUCCUGCACUCGCCAGUCCGCGCAGAGCUGACGUCCUUCUGGAAGUGUCCGGUGGAGACCCCUGCCGGCCCCAUCGCCCUAGUGGAGAAACUGAGACCACGCCGCUGCUCUGUCCCACACCCUCUGCUCAUGAGGUCAUGAGGUGCCGUCUGGACCAGGGCCAGGUCGCCCCUCGCUGCCCCUCCCCAGUCGGGGGGCUCCCUGCUGCUGAGGGCCUGGGAGCUGACCCAGCCCCCGCUGGCCACACCCUCUGCAAGGCCCCGCCCCCUUUGGGAUCUCCUGCUUCUGCUGUGGACCCUCCUGAAUUGUGGUUUGCGGGGCGGCGCUCAGUAGGGUCCGGGCGAGUGGACGCCAUGGGGUUCUUGGAGCCACUGUUCCAGCUCCUGUGGGCGGGGACUCUCCGUGCGAAGCCGGCGCUGCAUCCGAACUGUCCCCCAGGGGCCGUGCCCUUCCGAGACCUCCAGUGUGCCCUGUACAAUGGCCACCCUGUCCUGAGCCCCCAGAAGACCUACCAAUGGGUGCCCUUCUAUGGCGCGCCCAACCAGUGCGACCUCAACUGCCUGGCCGUGGGGCACGCCUUCUACCACAGCUUUGGCCGCGUCCUGGACGGCACGCCCUGCAGCCAGGGUGGCCAGGGUCUCUGCGUGGCCGGCCGCUGCCUCAGCGCCGGCUGCGACGGUUUGAUGGGUUCGGACGCCCGCGAGGACCGCUGCGGCCGCUGCGGCGGCGCCAACGACUCGUGCCUCUUGGUGCAGCGCGUGUUCCGUGACGCAGAUGCGCCCCUACCCUCGCCCCAACGCCUCCCUCCCUCCCGCUCAGGAACCUUCGCGGGGUACUGGAACGUGACCCUGAUCCCAAAGGGCGCCCGACACAUCCGUGCCGCUCACCGGAGCCGUAACCACCUGGCGCUGAUGGCGGGAGACGGGCACUACGUGCUCAACGGGAACUGGGCAGUCAGCCCGCCCGGGACUUACGAGGCAGCGGGCACCCGCGUGGUCUACACCCGCGCCGCAGGGGCCGAGGAGACGCUGCGUGCGGCUGGGCCCACCUCCCAGGACCUACUCCUGCAGGUCCUCCUGCAGGAGCCCAACCCCGGCAUUGAGUUUGAGUUCUGGCUCCCUCGAGAACAUUACGGCCCCUUCCAGGAGCAGACACAGGCCCUGGGCUGGUCCCUGCGGCAGCCGCAGCCUCGGGAGGUGGAGCCUCAGCCCCCUGAGACCACUGCAGCCCCCGCUCCGGACCCCCCACGGAUCCCGACUCCCACCCCAGACCCCUGCCCACCCUGCCUGGACACCCGCGGUCGCGCUCACCGCCUGCUUCACUACUGCGGCAGCGACUUUGGCCCUCGAGUACAUGUGGGCACCGGGCCGCUGCCCCUGCCCUCCACUGGCCCUCCAUCGAGAGUACCUGUUGGCCGCCCGGCGCCUCGUCAGCCCCGAUGGCACUCAGGACCGGCUGCUGCUGCCCCACGCUGGCUACGCCCGGCCCUGGAGCCCCGCGGAGGAAAGCCGUGUUCGCCUGGCCGCUCGUCAUUGCCCUGUCUGAGCCCCGAGGCGAGGCCCGUCCCCGCCACCACUCACAGGAGGAAAGACGUGCAUGACCAGGCUCGAACUCAACCUAUUUCCCCUCUUGCCCUGGCUUCCAGGAAGCUCGACGACAUCUCCCACCCACGGUUAUGUGACUCUCCCUCACACACACUUAAGACACUUCUGCACGCGGUCAGGUCCCCUGUCACGAGCGGGCAGGAACUGCUGAGGACACACUGAAUUGCCUCUUUAACUUAUUCCCUCUCUCACUCGUCGCUGCUGGAGAUCGCGACACUCUGUGCUGUCUUCUCGCUGGCCCUUACCCACACGCCCUCAUGUCACAAACGGGCACGCCCCCUAGAAGACACGCCUUACCGUGCACUGUUGCGGGCGGCUCCCUUCUGCUCUGGCUGCUGGGAUGUUCCGAGGCAGCCUUGACAGCUUCAACGCUUCCGGGCGGGUUCAUUCUCGGCCACUGAGACGUGGGAUGCACUGGCCAUCGGGUGCACACGUGUGACCUCACACACCCCUUCCCUCCUCCUCUUGGUCCAGUCCCCACCUCCCCUCAGCAUGUCUGACCCUGGGUGGGGGGUGGGGACAGGGAACAUACGAGGAUGGGAAACGGUGGGGGGGGGGUAAACAUGCCCACUCCAGGGCCUCAAAUCCAUCUUGGACCCCCCAGGGGAGGAGGCUGUCAGUCCCCGGCCUUGCCUGCCCCUGUCCUGUGAUCUGGGCAGAUUCUCCUAUUCUACAGCAGGACGCUGUGGGGUGGCCCAGCAGCCUCCCCGAGGGGCGCCCCUGAGAGGUCACCUUCCACCUCCCCAUCCUGGGUAGGGUGGCUCACGCCGCCAUUUGGGAUUGUAUCAUCGUGGUUUUUUCUCUGGGGCAAGGAUGCUGGCAGUGGGUGAGGGGCGCACCGUGUGGGGGUCUCAGGCCUGGAUGGGCUCAGCCCCUGACCUUGCGGACGACAGUUCCUGCCCCCCUCUCGGCCUCAGUUUCCCCAUCUGCAAGUACCCUUUCGGCCCUGGCGGACUCCGACCGUGGGAAUCGCACUUCCUGGUUCCUUCCCUUUCCCCCGCCAUCAUUCAUGCAUUCCUCCCCCAGGUAUUUAUUGAGCGCCUACUGUAUGCCAGGGGCCAGCAGUCCCUGGGCUGUCCCGACCCUGUCAUCUCCUGCCGAUGCUGGAGAAUUCCCCCUACUCCCCGGGCAAAGUGUGGCACAAUUCUGGAAGGAAGUGUGGGUCCCGGGCGCCCCCUGGUGGCAGGAUGGGGGGGAGAAGGGAGUUAGGGCACCCAGUGCCGCCUACAGCCCCCAAGGGCCCUGCGCUUGGGCCUUUGAAGACACACCUUUCCUGCCCAGGCUUGCCCUCCUCGAGAAGGCACCCUUACGCCAGCACCCACCUAAGGCUCCGAGCCUCUCGCCGCUUGCCCUCUGCCUUUCUAUGUUGGGGAGUGGGGGGUCUAGGGCCCUGCCACCUACUCCCAAGCUGAGAUGAGGCACGUGCCCUGGGGAGGGGCCAGCACAGGGUCUCCUCCGGCAGGUAGGAUGGCCACCUGAGCAGUGCCUUCCCUAGCCCGAUCUCUGUGGCGACACCAUUUCCAGUGACGAUCUUAUGACAAGCGCAGUAAACACCCCGUGGCUUUGCCCUUUAGCUUUGAAGCGAUCGAACCAUCUGAAGAGAAAGUAGAAGACCGCAAAUUCUGAAGAUGCUCAAAUCCAGGACUGUGGUUCAGGACUAACGUAUGCCCUCGCCAAGCAAAAAUAUUACACCGUUUCGCUGUUUUCCAUGGACACAGGAAUAAAAGCUCCUCGACAGGGUCACGUAGCGUGGCGGAAACAGA